Molecule: messenger RNA, 759 nt
Organism: Argentina anserina (silverweed cinquefoil)
Lineage: Eukaryota; Viridiplantae; Streptophyta; Magnoliopsida; Rosales; Rosaceae
Product: expansin-A23-like
Exons: 2
Coding region: 1-759 (252 amino acids)
Biological process (GO): plant-type cell wall organization
Cellular component (GO): extracellular region
Source: RefSeq, a predicted model, not a curated record
AUGGCUAAGUUGCAGAACUCAACAACAUGGUUGGUAAUCAUCCUCAGCACUCUUUUGGUGCACGCCAUGGGCCAAGCUUGGGAGCCCGGAUCCGCCACAUUUUACGGUGACAUGACUGGAAAAGAAACCAUGCAGGGCGCUUGUGGAUAUGGUGAUCUCAUCCAACAAGGCUAUGGCCUCGAGACAGCAGCUCUGAGCACAGCACUGUUUAACAAUGGAUUAACUUGUGGUGCUUGCUUUGAGAUUAUGUGUUUCAACUCUACAGAAUGGUGCAUCCCUAAUGCUGGCACUAUCAAAAUCACUGGAACAAACUUUUGUCCUCCAAACUACGAUCCACAUUUCUAUCCCUGGUGCAACCCCCCAAGAAAACACUUUGACUUGUCCAUGCCGAUGUUCACUAAAAUUGCUCAAGCCAAAGCUGGGAUUAUUGGAGUACAGUUCCGUAGAGUCCCAUGUGUUAAGACAGGAGGGGUUAGGUUUCAGCUCGGCGGAAACCCUAAUUUCGUUACUGCAGUUCUUUUGAAUGUUGCUGGUGCUGGAGAUGUUAUCGCCUUAAGUGUCAAAACGCCUACUUCUAAUUGGCUCCCAAUGUUGCGUAACUGGGGACAAGUUUGGAAUAUCGGAGGAGGUACCCCCCUGGUUGGGCAAAUUUUAUCGUUCCAAGUCACUACUAGUGAUAAGAAGACGCUUACGUUCAAUAACGUUGCACCAGGAAACUGGCAGUUUGGGCAAACAUAUGAAGCAUCAGGCAAUUUUUAA